AAUAGAAAAAAUAUAUGUCUAUAGGUAUGGUAUAUGUGUAGGUACAAAACAAUAUAUUUUUUUAAACUUAUUUUAUCCAACUUAGUUUCAGAUAAUACGUAACAAUGUGGUCAUUAAUCAAAAUUAUUGAUACGGAUGAGGUAACAUACUAUGAUGUAGUACCAAAUAAGUGGAUAGUGAAUGAUAAACACUGCUUAUACCCCGUUGCUCGUGUAAGCACUGUAAAAAAGUUGGCAAAAGAAAACACAGAUUGCAAAGAUGAUUGGGAAGUUUUCAAUAUGGUCAUUAUUGAACAAGAUAUUAAUGAUUAUGAGAAAGGAUAUAAAAUGAUGAUAAAAGCAAAUAAAAAACAAAGUGAGUCUAAUUUAGAUUCUGAGUUUGAAAUUAGAGGUAAAGGUUGCCGAAAAAAAAACAACUUCUUCAAAGCCACUUUUUGAAAUAAGUAGUAGCGAUGAGGAUAUUGCUCUAGAUAAUAAUGAUCCACAUCCUUCGACCAGUUCUAUUGAAAACUUAGGACUACAAGCCAGAUUACCAGUAAACAUUGAACGUCAGUUUCCUACUCCUCCACCUGUAUUGUUGAAAUCUGCUACAAAGAGAACAUUUAAUUCAAUAUCAACUUUGUCACCUUCUACAUCAAGCUCUAGAGCUGUUAUGAGUACUCUAGUGGAAGGUGAUAAGUCUUCUAAACCUGUAUGUCCUUUAAUUGGUACACGUUACAGUAAAAACGAACACCGAUGCUCUUCAUCAGACCUGUGUUUCAUUUCUGCCGAUAUAAUGAAACUAAGGAAUACUGUUUCUUAUAUUAAACAUCAUCUCAUUGAUAAUAAGGAUACAACUGAUGAUAAAAAAACUGUAGUAGUAUCUAAUUAUGAAAUGGACAAUAUAUUUCCAAUAAAAAGUGAAGAUGGUCUUAAGAUGUUAGAAAACAAACUUGAAGAUAUUGAAUAUUUUCAUAAACUGGUGUCCACAAUUGCAUUUACCAUUGGUGGGAUAAAGAGUUUAUCCAAAAUGACAACAUCAACAAUGAGGAUAAUGUUUUCAGAUGAAUUUAUUGCGGAUUAUAGUUGGAAGGGGCAAAAAAAAAAAAAAAGUCUUGAAGCAAGUCCAAUUCACAAAGUUAUAAUAAGUAGGCAAUAUUCAUAUCAAUUAUUUUUUAUUAUUUACAAUUUUAAUAUUUAUGAACAAGUUUCACAUCCUUGAAUUACAAACAAUAUUGUUAAUUCUCUAAGGCUAGUUCUUAUAAGAAUACAAUAUAAUCCAGUUAAAGUUGGCCAGAAUUCUGCCGGUAAUAAAAUCUAUUAUCAGUAUCAGUUAGUGUUAGCUGAAACUUUACUGGACAUUGUAUAGGAACGACUAACAGUAAUAAACAGUAAUUUUGAAUAGAGUUAUUAAUGUUAUCAUAUAACUUGUAGUAUUUCACACACUUUUAUAUUAUAAUAUUCAAAAUUGUAGAGAAGCUUGUUUCCAAAUUAAAUGUAUAU
Acyrthosiphon pisum (pea aphid) is the source of this 1481-nucleotide messenger RNA. RefSeq lists its product as uncharacterized. Lineage: Eukaryota; Metazoa; Arthropoda; Insecta; Hemiptera; Aphididae. The record is from RefSeq and is a predicted model, not a curated record. Bases 652 to 1200 code for a protein of 182 amino acids. The transcript is spliced from 4 exons.